AUAGUCAUUGGUUCCGGAACCACCUAUUCCGGCCCCAGCACCGGUUCCGUACCUGUAAUGUGUCCAGACAUGUGAAGUGAGCGAGAAGGUGAGUAAAAAGAUCUGGGGCUAACUGGCUGGGUGAUUAUUUGGAGCAAGUGGUGGAGCACAACAAAUACCUUUACAAGUAGAAUCGGCUUCUUCUUCUCUUUUAAACUUAGCAUUUUUUCUUAGUUCAUCGCCAUGGCAACGGAGCUUUGUGUCAAGGCAGCUGCUGGCGCUCCUGAUGAUCUCGGAGACUGCCCAUUUUGUCAGCGAGUAGCUCUCACCCUGGAGGAAAAGAAGAUCCCUUACCAGACUCGUCUCAUCAACACUAGCGACAAGCCCCAAUGGUUCUUGGAGGUAAAUCCAGAAGGGAAGGUUCCAUUGAUCAAAUGGGAUGGAAAAUGGAUUGCUGAUUCUGAUGUGAUUGUUGGGAUUAUUGAGGAGAAAUACCCAGAUCCACCUCUCGUAGUCCCCUCGGAAUUUGCCUCCGUUGGCUCUAAGAUAUUCCCUUCUUUUGUUGCUUUUUUGAAAAGCAAGGAUCCAAAUGAUGGUACAGAGCAGGCGUUGGUUGAAGAACUGAAGAAACUUGAUGAACACCUUAGCAUUCAUGGACCUUUCAUCAAUGCAAAGAAUAUCUCUUCUGUUGAUUUGAGUUUGGCACCAAAGCUGUACCACCUUCAGGUUGCUCUUGGGCAUUACAAGAAAUGGAGUGUGCCGGAGGACUUGGGUCAUGUGCAUAAUUACAUGAAGCUGCUCUUUGAGCGGGAGACUUUCAAGAAUACCAAGCCUCCAAAAGACGAGUAUAUCGUUGCCGGGUGGGCUCCAAAGGUUAAUCCAUGAUAACUACUUAUUAGUAUGUGUUGGAUCUAAAAGUUGUUAGAGAUGUCUUGGCUAUAUAAAUAAUGACCAACUUAAUAAUUUGUGUGUGGAAUCUUUUUUUUCAUCAACUUUUGUUGGCUUGGCCAUUGAUGAACUUUUAUUAGUUAAAUAAAGGUGUUAUCAGCUAUAAAUGUAUGGAUUCAGUGUAAUGGGCUUGCAAAUUACAGUAUAUUUAGGGAUGACAUUGGCCCUUAAUGUCAUGUUUU
Molecule: messenger RNA, 1109 nt
Organism: Cuscuta campestris
Lineage: Eukaryota; Viridiplantae; Streptophyta; Magnoliopsida; Solanales; Convolvulaceae
Source: the annotation of a GenBank genome assembly